Messenger RNA from Meloidogyne enterolobii, 615 nucleotides. The record is from the annotation of a GenBank genome assembly. Lineage: Eukaryota; Metazoa; Nematoda; Chromadorea; Rhabditida; Meloidogynidae.
AUGGACUUCAGGGUGUCCAACUGGGUACCUUGUAGAUACAUUAAUAAACGGGUAGAGGGAAGUUACGUCGUAGUAAGAAAUUUUCUGACCAGGCUCAAUUUUGUGGAAAAGUUUGAGUGGGCCAGUCCUUCCACCGUAGAAUGCAGACCUAAUAUUAAUUGGGCCAUCAUCCAAAUAAUUUCUAAACAUUUUCCGCAUUUCGUAAUCUUUUGAGACCAUAUUACGUAUUUCACACUCCCAAUAAACUUUCACAUUCACUCCCAAAUUCUUGAUAAAAUUUAAGCGCUGUUGGUCUUUCUGUCUCUGUUGACCAGCAGUAAGACCUGUUGGGAGUUUAAUGUCGUCAUCGGGGUAGCACUUAAUACAUCCGUGCCAACAACACCCAUUUACCUCAAUAGCCAGUUUCUUUUCCUUGACCCACCCGUCUAAUUUAUAUUUACCCAUCUUCUUCUCUCCAUUUUCUGAGUGUGCUGUCCUAAUGUUGACCAUAUUCUUUUCAGAGUACCACUUGAGGAAGCGGAGGGCCAACAAACUUUGAUUGUCCACAUUGUCGUAACCCUUUUCAGGUACAAUUCCAACAUGUUGUCGUUUGAGGUGAUUCAUCCUGAAAUGCUU